Phaeoacremonium minimum UCRPA7 is the source of this 5760-nucleotide messenger RNA. RefSeq names its product putative serologically defined colon cancer antigen 1 protein. Lineage: Eukaryota; Fungi; Ascomycota; Sordariomycetes; Togniniales; Togniniaceae. Gene Ontology annotation, cellular component: RQC complex. Bases 1 to 5760 code for a protein of 1919 amino acids. The transcript has 7 exons. Gene Ontology annotation, biological process: rescue of stalled cytosolic ribosome; ribosome-associated ubiquitin-dependent protein catabolic process. The record is from RefSeq and is a predicted model, not a curated record. Gene Ontology annotation, molecular function: tRNA binding; ribosomal large subunit binding.
AUGAAGCAACGAUUCUCGUCCCUCGAUGUCAAGGUCAUUGCACACGAGCUGUCACAGGCGCUUGUGACGCUGCGAUUGUCAAAUGUCUACGACCUCUCCUCCAAGAUCCUUCUCCUCAAGUUCGCCAAGCCCAAUGACAAGAAACAAAUGAUCAUCGACUGCGGUUUUCGGUGCCACCUUACCGACUUCGCCAGAACAACUGCCGCUGUGCCCUCGGCAUUCGUCGCACGACUGCGAAAGUUCCUCAAGACCAGACGAGUCACUUCGGUGUCACAGAUCGGAACGGACAGGAUAAUAGAGUUUCAAUUCAGCGAUGGACAGUACCGGCUGUUUCUGGAGUUCUUCGCGAGCGGCAACGUCAUCCUGACGGACUCCGACCUCAAGAUCCUGACCCUGAUGCGCAAUGUACCUGAAGGAGAGGGCCAGGAGCCACAGCGCGUUGGCCUUACAUAUUCGCUGGAGAAUAGGCAGAAUUACGGCGGCGUACCGGACCUGACCAAAGAACGUGUACGUAAUGCGCUUCAGUCAAUAUCCGAGAAGUCUGCUGCCACCGCGGCGGCUGGCAAAAAGAUCAGGAGAAAGGCUGGCGACGAGUUAAGGCGAGGACUGGCAACCACUUUGAACGAGCUGCCUCCGAUAUUAGUCGACCAUGCUUUCCAAGCUACUAAGUUUGACCAUACGGCCAAGCCUGCGGAUAUUCUUGAAAACGAGAGCCUGUUUGACUCCUUGUUCAAGGCUCUUACGGAGGCGCGUUUGGUGGUAGACAAUAUUAGUACCUCUGAGACCGGUAAAGGCUACAUUAUAGCGAAGAAGAAGGUGGACCUCAGUGAUGCAGCUGAUGCGCAAGAACCCCAGUCGCAAGAGGCUAAGCCCACCGGACUCCUUUACGAAGACUUUCACCCGUUUCUACCAUCUCAAUUUGAGGGAAACCAGGCAUGGGCAAUCCUGACAUUCGAUACAUUCAACAAGACCGUCGACGAAUUCUUCUCUUCCAUAGAAGGACAGAAAUUAGAAUCGCGGUUGAGUGAAAGGGAGGCUGCCGCAAAGAGGAAACUCGACGCUGCGAAACAAGACCAAGCCAAGAGGUUAGAGGGACUUCAGGAAGCCCAACUUCUCAAUCUACGCAAGGCUGCCGCAAUAGAGGCCAAUGUUGAGCGGGUUCAAGAAGCUAUGGAUGCUGUGACUGGGCUUUUACAACAAGGCAUGGAUUGGGUGGACAUCGGCAAGCUUGUUGCACGCGAGCAGAAAAGGCACAAUCCCGUUGCUGAGAUCAUCAAACUGCCCUUGAACUUAGCAGACCAUUCCAUCACCAUCGUCAUCAGCGAGGAAGAGGCAGCCGUAGAGGAAGACGAAGAUGAGGGCUAUGACACCGAGUCGACUGUGUCGGACGAUGCUGAAGAGUCCGAGAUUGAUGCUGGGAAGAAGAGGAUCGCUCAAAGUCUAGAAGUUGACAUAAAGUUGGGCAUCUCUCCAUUCAGCAAUGCCCGAGAAUACUAUGAACAGAAACGUUCGGCAGCAGAAAAGGAACAGAGGACGAUGCAGCAAUCCGUUACCGCGCUGAAGAAUGCCGAACAAAAGAUUGCCGAGGACCUGAGGAAGGGCCUCAAGCAGGAGAAGGCAGUUCUGCAGCCCAUUCGACGCCAGCUUUGGUUUGAGAAGUUUUUGUGGUUCAUUUCCUCAGAUGGUUACCUCGUUCUUGGUGGCAGAGAUGCUCAACAAAACGAGAUGCUUUAUAAGCGGUACUUGAGGAAAGGGGAUGUAUAUGUUCAUGCUGACCUACACGGUGCCGCUACUGUCAUAAUUAAGAAUAACCCAAAGACUCCUGAUGCCCCAAUCCCGCCUUCGACCUUGUCUCAAGCUGGGAAUUUGGCUGUCUGUUCUUCUAAUGCUUGGGACUCGAAGGCUGGUAUGGGUGCAUGGUGGGUUUACGCGGAUCAAGUUUCAAAGUCUGCGCCGACAGGAGAGUAUCUCUCAACAGGUAGCUUCAUGGUCCGAGGUCAGAAAAACUUUCUUCCACCUGCUCAGUUACUUCUGGGCUUUGGUAUUAUGUUCAAGAUCAGUGAGGAGAGCAAGGGUAAGCAUGUCAAGCACAGAUUACAUGACAACUCUACUACCACUACACUGGAUGAUGCCACAUCGACUAUCGACCGCUCAGAAGAAGCCCUAGAUCCUAAUCGAGCUGAUAAUGACGCGGCGAGUGAGUCGGAUGAAGAUCAAAACGAUCAAGAAGACAACCUUGCCCGUGAGAAUCCACUUCAAUCCAGCAACAGAAGGGAUAGCGUCGAAGGCGAUGACGCCGAUGAUGAAGAAAGAGUCCCGGAUCAAGAGGUUGCAGCAAUGACCCUCGAUGAUCAGCCACAAAUGCCAGAGGAGGCGCAGCCAGACCAAGAAGGCCCAGAUGUAGAACAAGGUGUUGCAGAAGAAGAGGAAGACAAUGACGAUGCUGCAUCAGAACGGCCCCCGCCAAGUACAUCGACGGCACCUACAUCUAAGCCUAGCACUACUACGUCUCAGAAAAAGGGUCGUCCCAAACGUGGGCAACGCGGCAAGGCCAAAAAGAUUGCAGCUAAAUACAAGGAUCAAGACGAGGAAGAUCGCGCUGCCAUUGAAGACUUGAUUGGCGCCUCAGCUGGUAGGCAAAAAGCUGAGGCCGAAGCCCAGGCCAAGGCGCAACGGGAAGCCGAAGCAGAAGCUGCGCGGGAGAGACGGCGAGCCCAGCACCAACGCCAGCAGAAAGAGACAGCGGAACAUGAAGAGAUCCGUCGCAUGAUGCUUGAUGAAGGCGUCGAGAUGCUUGACGAUGCAGAGCUCGAGAAGAGCACACCACUCGAUGCCCUUGUCGGGACGCCUCUAGCUGGAGAUGAAAUUCUCGAAGCGAUGCCCAUUUGCGCACCGUGGACGGCGAUGGCCAAGUGCAAGUACAAGGCCAAACUGCAGCCUGGUGCGCAGAAGAAGGGCAAGGCCGUCAAGGAAAUACUCGACAGGUGGCGGGUUGCCUCUGGGAAGAAGGGCGUCUUGGACGAGAAUGCUCGGGAUUCGGAAAGGAUGUGGCCCCGGGAAAUUGAACUUAUAAAGGCCCUGAAGCCCGAAGAGUGUAUUAAUUGCGUCCCUGUUGCAGACGGAUUCUUGCUACUGCGAGUAACUGAUUUCCUGCCAGGCAACAACUCAGCCAACAUGGCAGCAUCCGCCGAACCUACGGCUACUCAAUCUAUUGAGGUUGGCUUCGAUGGUGAGUCUCUCAACUUCAAGAGCGCCACCGCCGACAUAUCAUUCACCAUCCAUUCUAUGCCGGACAUUCCUGCCAACGCGCAGAUCAUCGGCAUUUGUGCUCUCAAUAAGGAAGAUGCCUUGCCAGAAAAUCAUGGCUGGAUCGUUUCCGAUCUCCUUGCCUUCAAACAGUUGAUGUUCAAGGAGGGGAACAAAGAUGCCCAAAUUUGGAUGUCAACUGCCGACCUCGCAACCGCCAUUCGGGAUACCGAGGACAAGCAUGCUCAUGUUGAGAGCAUUGAUAGCUCUUCUGAACCCGAUAUGAAUCAGAUCAAAGGUAAAGACAUCUCGGCCGCUACCUCUGGACUACCGUUCAAGGUCUUUCCUUCUAUGUCCAAGCUUCAUCUCGGCUUCAUCAAAGAAGUUCGGGAGCGUGCCAAGCUUGCACAGAAGAACAAAACAGCACUCGUCAUCUUCGGAAUGGGACUGAGCAAUGCGACUCAAGAUCUAAUCAUCGGUUCAUCCAGCGAAAUCGUCACAAAGGAUCGGCUAUCUCGAGCCACCGGGAAUGAGGUGCCUCUCAUCCUCGUCACACCUGCUGCAUUUUCAGGUGGUUGGCAGAUUAAUACUGAGCUGGGGGAGAAGCAUGAUUCCGUCUCAAAUGCCAUUCGGAAGAACUUGAUAGCGUCGUGGUGCAAAACAACCUUUACACCCAAGAUUACCUCCAAUGAGUUCGCUUCAGGAGACCUCGGCCAGGGUGGGGUUGAGAAAGGCUCUGCACAGCCGUUGACUCACAUCUUCAACUUUGACCCGAGCUGUGAUGAGUGGGAGAAGCUCUGGGCGAGUAGAGUCGGUGCACCUCUGACAUAUUGGCAACGUAAGUGGAACAAGUUCCCGGCCGUCGAAUUCCUGAGGAGGAGUGAUGGAUACGGUUUUCUCGGCUCUGCAUUCGGUGGCACUCAGAGCUCUCAACUGGCCCAUGUGAGGUUUCUCGUCGCCCAUGAGUUGAGGACUUGCAUCGGUGACUGGGACAAAGCCUUCAGCACUUCUACAAAGGAGUUUUUACAGGACUUUAUUGAUACAGAGGAUGUCACGGAGAAGCACUCGAUGACAAGCCAUGAUGCAAUGGCCAAGAGCAGCUUUGCGAGCGCUUGGUCAACUCUUCUCAUGUUGUGGCCCGGUGCGCCGCCGCCAGACUCUACCGUCCGCAAGACAGUUAAGGAUACUACAUACUGUCGACCGACCUUCUACCUUGCUGCUGCCGUGAUGACAAAAUUCGUUCUCUAUCAGGGCAAUGACGACGUUGACACCAUCAACGAGUUCGUCAAAGUCCGGAUCGGUGGUGCGAUCGAGAUGAUUUCCAACGAAAUCUCCAGGCAGUCUGCCGAGCGCGAGGAAGCGGUUAAGCGGAAGGGUGCUGAGCUGAAGGCUGCUGAGCUGAAGGCUGCUGAGCUGAAGGCUGCUGAACUCAAGGCUGCUGAACUCAAGGCUGCCGAGAUCAGGGCCUCUGUGAUCGAGACAGCCCUCAGGCGUCAGGAAGCCAUUCAGCGCAACGUCGACAAGAUCAAGACUGCCAAGCUUGAGGAAGCCUCCCAGCGCAAGGUUGACGAGUAUAAAGCCGCCCCGGCUCCGCAUGAGAAUCCUGUUCCCGAGGCUGUGCCUGUCGUCGAGGCUGUCGCAAAGACGAAAGCGAAUCUUAAGCCAGAGCAUCAAGCUAACUCGCCUCCCCGAACACUUCGCAACUCGAGAUGGAGUGACGACACUGCUAUCGUCAAGGAGCCUUUAACGUUCCAGAAUCCCGAGAAGAUUACCAGUCAUACGACCGAGCCGGUUCUCCCGCAGAAGUCUGCCCGAAGUUUCGUGCAGGAGUCAACCACAGUUCUCCCAAAGAACAGUCAGGACUCUGCCAUAGCAAGAAAGGAGCUCUUGAAUGAUGCAAUCAAAGAUCUUGUAAAGAAAGAGCUGAGUAAAAAUGGCAACGAUAUUUCAGACAUCAUCACAGCGUUCGAGAAGAAGAUGAGACUCUCUGACUCUUCUACUGCAACGACUAAGCGAAACUCCUCGGUUGCCUCACCUCCGUCGGAUAAAUCAGAUGAAGUCGCGAACGUUGCAAAGCCACCCGAUUCUGAGCCGUUACCUGAAAUCAAUUUGGCGUCUUGCGGCAUGAUUGGGGUGUUGGUCAUGAACGUGAAAUCUGAUGAUCAGGCCAGAGAUCUCUUUACUGAGGAGGAUAAGCCCAAGAUCGUCAAGAUCAUGCAUCGUGGAGACGCUCUCAGGGCAGUUCAAUUCAGAACUUUGGAGGAGCGUGACAUGGCUAUGGAUCGCUUGCCCAAUACACUCAAGUACAAGGCCACUGAAAACCCCUUGAAGCCGUAUGUCAAGAAUUUUCAGCCACCGCGCGAACCCUCUCUAGGCUCGAUGGUGGACAACCUGAUUCAGAAUACCCCUGGCCUAGCCGGCGUCUCCAAGGACGCCCUCGCCGCUUUCUUCAACUCAAUUGCGGACAACCUCAGAACGCCCGCCACUGGAAAGAGCACAUCUUCUUUCCAGUAA